Molecule: messenger RNA, 1896 nt
Organism: Musa acuminata AAA Group (dessert banana)
Lineage: Eukaryota; Viridiplantae; Streptophyta; Magnoliopsida; Zingiberales; Musaceae
Product: glycine-rich protein A3-like
Exons: 2
Coding region: 577-1107 (176 amino acids)
Source: RefSeq, a predicted model, not a curated record
UGCCAUCAUCGAACUAUUAUUUCUAUUCCAUAACAGGCUCUAAAAACAUCUGGAUAGAAGAAGGUUUGCUAGAGCUAAAUGUACAUGUUUUCAUACUGCUGGCACUCAAGGAUGUUGAUCAAGAUAGUUCUUUUUACCUUCUUGUAUGGUUAAUCAUCUAUGCCUUUUAAAUCGAAGAUUUUGUCAAACAUUUUCUAUCAAAUGAAAUAGAGUAGUCGUGAAACAAUGUCCUCCCUGUGGUAGCAUCAGAACUCCAUAUUUUGGAGAUAUGUUAGUACCCAUACUCGCCUCUUAUUGCAAGUAAUUUGGGUCUAGAGUAUAUCUUGAUCUGUUACACACUGCUUCAUGGCUGCUGGUGUUUUCCUCUAUGGUUUGCAUUUAGGGUAUGCGUCGGAUUAAUGUUCAGAAUCAUGUGAAGAUAUGAUAUGUAUCAGCUUGUUAAGAACUUUUUUACAGAUUACUUUUGCUCUACGUAUCUGUAUUGUUUGUGAUCCAUCUCAAGGUAGAUAGAGCAAUAAUGUGGAAUCACCAUUAACCAUUGCCAUAUUUUUCUUUCAGCCAUCUUCAUCAAAGAGAAUGGAAGGGGGAAAGGAUAAGCAUGACGAAUCUGAUAAAGGAUUGUUUUCGAACUUAGCGCAUGGACUUAUUGGAGGACAUGGAAACCAUGGGGGAUAUCCUCCACCACCCGGGGCAUACCCACCUCCUGGAGCAUACGCUCCACACGGAUAUCCUCCCGCACCCGGCGCAUACCCACCUCCUGGGGCAUAUGCACCACAUGGAUAUCCUCCCACGUCCAGCACAUAUCCUCCGCAUGGCUAUCCUCAUCAGGGAUAUCCACCUCAUGGUUAUCCACCUUCGGGAUAUCUACCUACCGCUUACCCUGGUCCAUCGGCUCCGUCGCAUCAUGGACAUGGAUCUAAAAUGGGAGCGUUGCUGGCAGGGGGAGCUGCUGCUGCUGCAGCAGCUUACGGUGCUUACCAAUUGACGCACGGCCAUCAUCAGACGGGACAUGGAAUGCCCCACUUUGGCCACCAUGGCAAGUUCAAGCAUGGGAUGUUCGGUGGGAAACACGGUAGAUUUGGUGGCAAGUUCAAGAAGUGGAAGUGAUCCACAAUUGCUCGACUCCAUCAGCCUUAUCCAUAAAUCCAUACGGUUUUUAUUUUCUUGUUUCUAAGUUCUAUCUUAUCUGCAUCGGUCUCAUUUUUGAUAUGACUGUGUUCAGGCUGUGUUAUCGACCUUAGUACAUUUUAUUCAUAGAUAUUUUUCUUGCACCUGCCAGUGGCAUCCGUGCCCAAUGAUGCCGUUCAGUGUUGAAGAGUAUACUUCUAUUGCCUCCUUACGCCUUGCAAAUUCAUGCUCAAUUAUGAGCUAAAUUUUGAUUUGGCUCGACCAACAUGGACAUAUUUGUUAGUUGUACAAUAAGCUCUCAGCCACUCACUUGUUUCAGAUAUUAGCUAAAACAAAAAUUACUUGAAAAUAUGAGAUCCGAGCCUAAGAUCUUACAAUGAUGUAUCAGAUUCACUUAUCAAUCGAGGUUUAAAAUUUCGUCUUUACACUUUAAAUAAUGAUCUAAUGGUGAUAUAUCAAACCUUACGUCUAAAACAUCCUCAUCCAAUAUAUUUUUGAUCUGAUGAUGGCAUACUGAAUCCAAUAUAUCUUUAUACCUAAAAUAUUGAUUGGAUAGUGGUGUAUCAAAUCUACUUAAAAGUUGAGAAUUCGAAAUAUCAUCAAAUUUAUUUAGAUGAUUUGUCAAUGUUGAUUGUCUUCAAAAUCGGACUCUUAGGAGACACCCGAUAAAAGAUCUACAUGAACCCAUGCAAGAAUGAAAACUAAAAAUAAAAAGAGUUGCAUCAAAGGUUUCACACACGACAUAUGUUUCAAAAGCUUCAAUAAGGA